Pseudophryne corroboree (corroboree frog) is the source of this 4626-nucleotide messenger RNA. RefSeq names its product transmembrane protein 63B (gene TMEM63B). Gene Ontology annotation, cellular component: plasma membrane. The record is from RefSeq and is a predicted model, not a curated record. The transcript has 24 exons. Bases 193 to 2712 code for a protein of 839 amino acids. Gene Ontology annotation, molecular function: calcium-activated cation channel activity. Lineage: Eukaryota; Metazoa; Chordata; Amphibia; Anura; Myobatrachidae.
UAUUGACGUCAUGACGCCGCUUAGCUCCACCCUGCGUGCCGGGCCGCCGCAGUGGAGAGAGAGUGGGCGUGGCCUGUCCGUGACGUCAGUGGCUCUCACCUGCAUUGUGUUCAUCCCCGGGUUGGGGGAGCUGCGGAACCGGGGAUUCCGGGAACUGAUACUCGCUACAGGCCGGAGAAUGAUAAAGUAGCCAUGACUCCAUUUUUCCUUGGCUCCCUGGCCUCCAUGGGCACUACAGCCACUUCCUCUUGCACAGGAACCACUUGUAGCAAUGCCACCACCAGGGACUACUGCUACAGCGCCCGCAUCCGCAGCACCGUACUGCAGGGCCUACCGUUUGGGGGGGUGCCAACCGUACUGGCCCUAGACUUCAUGUGCUUUCUGGGUCUGCUGUUUCUCUUCUCCAUCCUGAGGAAAGUGGCCUGGGACUAUGGGAGACUGGCACUGGUCACUGAUGCAGACAGGCAGCGACGUCGGCCAUCGUUCCGGGAGGAGCAUGAAUAUGUGGCGUCGGCGCUGCAUUCAGAUAGCCAUGACCGCUACGAGCGUCUGACCUCCGUCUCCAGCUCAGUGGACUUUGAGCAAAGAGAUAAUGGGUUCUGCUCGUGGCUGACUGCAAUCUUCAGGAUCAAAGACGACGAGAUCCGGGAGAAAUGUGGCGCAGACGCGGUACAUUACCUGUCCUUCCAGCGCCACAUCAUAGGCCUGCUCGUGGUAGUGGGUGUUUUAUCUGUCGGCAUUGUGCUUCCCGUCAACUUCUCGGGAGACCUGCUUGAGAACAAUGCGUACAGCUUUGGAAGGACAACUAUUGCAAACUUGGACUCCAGAAAUAACCUGCUUUGGCUACACACCACCUUCGCUUUUCUGUACCUGUUGCUCACAGUUUACAGUAUGAGGCGACACACGUCCAAGAUGCGCUACAAGGAGGAUGACCUGGUUAAACGUACACUGUUUAUCAAUGGCGUUUCCAAAUACGCUGAACCUGAGAAAAUCAAGAAACAUUUUGAGGAGGCCUAUACCAACUGCACCGUUUUGGAAGCUCGGCCUUGUUACAAUGUUGCCAGACUCAUGUUCUUGGAUGCAGAAAGGAAAAAGGCAGAGCGUGGCCGGAUAUACUUUAAUCACCUGAAAAGCAAGGAAAACAGCACGUCUUUAAUUAACCCAAAGCCAUGUGGUCACCUGUGUUGCUGCGUGAUCAAAGGCUGUGAGCAGGUGGAUGCCAUAGAGUACUACACACAGCUGGAGCAACGUCUAAAGGAGGAUUACAAGAAGGAAAAGGAGAAAGUGAAUGAGAAGCCUUUGGGAAUGGCGUUCGUCACAUUUCACAAUGAGGCCAUCACAGCCAUGAUCCUGAAAGAUUUCAAUGCAUGUAAAUGUCACGGCUGCAGCUGCCGCGGGGAACCCAAGCACUCCUCCUGUAGUGACACUCUGCAUGUUCAUAACUGGACGGUCAGCUACGCCCCGGACCCGCAGAACAUCUAUUGGGAGAACCUUUCCACGCGUGGAUUCAUCUGGUGGAUCCGCUGUCUGAUUAUUAACGUCAUUCUCUUCCUCCUCCUCUUCUUCCUCACCACUCCGGCCAUAAUCAUAACCACGAUGGACAAAUUUAAUGUCACCAAGCCUGUAGAGUACCUGAAUAAUCCGAUUAUCACGCAGUUUUUCCCCACAUUGCUGCUAUGGGCGUUCUCCGCUCUGCUCCCAACCAUUGUCUAUUACUCCGCUUUCUUUGAGGCGCACUGGACCAGGUCUGGGGAGAACAGGACCACCAUGCACAAGUGUUACACCUUCCUCAUCUUCAUGGUCCUACUUCUGCCAUCCCUGGGACUGAGCAGUCUCGACCUAUUUUUCCGCUGGCUGUUUGACAAGAAGUUUUUGGCUGAGGCGAAAAUCCGUUUUGAGUGCGUGUUCCUGCCAGAUAAUGGCGCUUUCUUCGUGAAUUACGUCAUCGCCUCCGCCUUUAUCGGUAACGCCAUGGACUUGCUCCGAAUCCCUGGUCUACUGAUGUACAUGAUCCGGCUAUGCCUGGCACGUUCGGCCGCAGAGCGCAAAAAUGUCAAACGGCACCAGGCUUAUGAGUUUCAGUUUGGUGCAGCCUAUGCUUGGAUGAUGUGCAUCUUCACAGUGGUGAUGACCUACAGUAUAACAUGUCCCAUCAUUGUUCCGUUCGGUCUCAUGUACAUGCUACUCAAGCACCUGGUGGAUAGGUACAACCUAUACUACGCCUACCUGCCAGCCAAAUUGGACAAGAAGAUCCACUCUGCAGCUGUGAGCCAGGUGGUGGCUGCCCCCAUUCUCUGCCUCUUCUGGCUGCUUUUCUUCUCCACUGUGAGGAUAGGAUUCCUGGCUCCCACCUCCAUGUUCACCUUUGUGGUUCUGGUUAUCACUAUUGUUAUCUGCUUGUCCCAUGUCUGCUUUGGACACUUCAAAUACCUUAGUGCUCACAACUACAGGAUUGAUCACACAGAGGUCAUCGUCAAUGCUGUAGAUGGGACGCAGAAUGGUCGCCCACCGUCUAACGCAUCCCAGAAGUCAGCGAAAUACAUUGCAUUGGUUCUCCAAGACUCUCCAGUAGACAGCGAGCGGGCGGGAGACAGUGAGGACACAGAGGAGCCUGGAUCCCAGGAUGAGGAGAUGAUAAAUGCUGACAAUACGCAGGAUGCAGAGUUCCAGUCGUGUGAGGACAGUCUCAUUGAGAAUGAGAUCCACCAGUGACGAGGGCAUCCGUGGCUCCGUGGGGGAAGGGGAGACAAAACUGGUUCUGCACAUACAACACUUGAUCUUCUCUGACUUGCACCGGGGCUCCUGCCCUCUGGAUUAUGAGGCAAUAAGGCACCUGUCUCCCUGUAUUCUAGAAAGGGGAUGGUGAUAGCUGGUCCCAGUGUGUGCAGAUAGACUGCCCGUCUGCUGCUCUCUGUACAGUAUACAGACAUUGAAUUUAUGUUUGCACAGAAACUGCCUGCUGUCUAUAUGUUCCGUGUUAGGUGACCCCAUGCACUCCUGCUGUCCGCUCUGUUUUUUUGUGAUAUAGCUGAUGUGGAAAACUACUGCUGCUCUGGGAGGCUGGCACUGCAAAUGUGUGCAAGGGAGGCUGGUAUUGCACACGUCCACGAGGAAGACUGGCAUUGCGCAUAUUUGUGAGGGCGGCUGACGCUGCAUGUGUGUAAGGGAACUGUGAGUGCAUGUGGAAGGCUGGCACUUCACAUACGACAGAUAUAUGAAGCUUUAGCAGUGUAAUGUCCGGUUUAAAUGUGGACCUACAGUAGACUGAAAAUAUGCAGUUUUUACUGGUGCAGUGUGUACGUGUCAUGGUACAGUAAGGGCCAGUGGAGGAUGGUGCAGUGUGUACAUGUUGUGGUACAGUAAGGGCCAGUAGAAGGAGAAUGGUGUCAUGUGUACAUGUCAUGAUGGUGCAGUGUGUACAUGUCAUGGGCCUGUGGGCAAGGAUGGUGCAGUGUGGACAUGUCAUCAUACAGUAAUGGCCAGUGGCGGAGGAUGGUGCAGUGUGUACAUGACAUGGUACAGUAAGGGCCAGUGUGGGAGGAUAGUGUCAUGUGUACAUGUUACAGUGUAUUAGGGGUGGGUCUGUUGGGAAGGAGGGUGCAAUGUGCACAUGUCACAGGACAGUAGGGGAAUGUGAGGGUGCAUGGUGUAUUGUGUACAUGUCACACAGCAGACGGGUUCUGUGGGAGAGGAUGGUGCAGUGUGUACAUGUCACAGGACAGUAACAGCCUGUGUGGAAGUAUGGUGUAUGUGUCACAUUGCAGUAAGGGGGUCUUUGUAGGAGGAUGGUGCAGUGUGUACAUGUCACAGGACAGUAACAGCCUGUGUGGAAGUAUGGUGUAUGUGUCACAUUGCAGUAAGGGGGUCUUUGUAGGAGGAUGGUGCAGUGUGUUUGUGUCCCGGUCCAGUGCUGUAUGAAGGAGUGUACACUUGUUUGUGCAUUAGUUUGGCUGCGGAGUGUGUGUUACCAGUAGGAUGUGUGAGCUGAGUGUGCAGCUGGUCCUGCCUCAGUAUUUGUUCCACUAUACCCCCAUACUUAAUGCUAUGCCAGCCUCCACGGAAGAAAAGAGCCCCCCACCCCUUCCCAGAUGGAGAACUUCAAAUGCCACACUGCACAUAACCUAGAACUGGAACUGCUCUCACCAGGAACGCACUUGUCCUUUUGGGAAUCACGUCAUCUAUCCCCCAGAAUCCUGCUGUGGGAGAUUGCACCUUGGGGCGUAUCUGGAAGCGCUCUGCCUGUCUUCUGCUUUUCCCCCUGGAUUUGGGGUAUAACUUUGAUAAAUUCUGCAGAUUAUGCUACAAGGACGUAAGAGGAGGGUCUUGCGCACUUGCUGUGUACUGAGCUUUGCCAGACGUUUCUGAGGCGGAGCCAGGACUUAUAUAGCUCAUAGUUAAUAUAUUUGUCACUCGAACAUGGCGCAUUCCCGGGCUCAUCCUCUCCAGCCACUUUGUCAUCUGUCAUUCCGACACUAAAUCAUUUCACUACGGCCAACCCUGUUGUAUGUAACUGAAACCUGCCCUGCUGUGUGUGACGCAGCCUUACCUGCUGUAUUCCUACACUAAUGUGUAUGUGUAUUAUGGUGAGGUUCUGCACUGUUAUUAAAUAUCCCAUUGGUUUCUUUU